Symbiodinium sp. CCMP2456 is the source of this 2628-nucleotide messenger RNA. NCBI's taxonomy places the organism in Eukaryota, Dinophyceae, Suessiales, Symbiodiniaceae. The record is from the annotation of a GenBank genome assembly.
AUGACCGAGCACAGUCCUCCAGCCUCCCCGCCCUACUCGCCCCGGAGGUCCAGCUCCCGCGCUGCCUUUAAAUGCUCGUGCUCACAACGCAGCCUUCGGAGUCCGAACGAUCGCUUCCCGGUGAAGCUUGUAGUCUUCGACUUUGAUGAAACCCUCACGCUCAUCACCUACAUCAUCGAGGAGGGCGACACUCCGGAGAUGCAGCGGGAGAUCGUGAAGACGAACUUUCAGUCACCAUGGGUGAAAGGGAGCAGAAUCGCCAACCUCAAGAGCAUGCUUAGCGAACUGCGCUUUUCUCGCGCUGGAUCGCGGCGAGCCGUCACAGUGUUGACGAAGAACAAUGCUGGUGCAAGUUCCGUCCUCACAUUGUUGUAUGCGGCAGACCUCUUAGAGUGCUUUGAUGCGAUCUGGGCAUUGCCCUCGCAAGCCGAGUUCUCCGGGAUCUAUCGACAUGGUGAGGAGUGGCUUCCGAUCACACUGUCUCUCCAGGACGUCGCGCACAAAGCCGAUCUGUUGAGCUUAGUGGCGCAGCGCCCAGCAGACUUCUUGCCACAAAUGCAGGAAAAGCCAGACGAGUGGACGAACCUGGCCGACCUCGUGCUCGAAGGCAUCGUCCUCGUGGACGAUCAGCGGGCAAACUUCCAGAGCCCGUCCGGUGCACAAGUGCUUCGAUUCUGCAAGGUGGCGCGCUACGAUGCAUUCUACAGAAAUCUCGGCUUCGUGAAGAAUAUGGGUGGCAUCGGUGCCCAUUGCAUCGAAGAUUUUCGAACUUUGCAAAUGUUCGUGGAGGCCCCAUACAUGUACAAGGAGACUUUCAAGCUUCACUGCGUGCAGCGGCGCUUUCCAGACUACGGAGUGCGACGGCCCGUGGAGGUCGUGCUCUUCGACUUUGAUGAAACGUUGACACUGGCGACCUUUAUGCCUUUGCUGAGCUUCUUUUCACACGUCGACUGGGACCCUGGCGAGCUAUCAGGGACGGACUGGAGUGCUGAGGAGCUAGUGCUCUACAGCUUCGAAUCACCGUUCUUGGAUGGCCGCAGACUGGCCCUGUUGAAGGCUAUGCUUCAGGACAUCGCUAAGCGACACAUUUUGGCCGUGCUUUCGAAAAAUGAGAGCGGUGCGGCUGCAGUCUUGAACCUGCUGAAACUGGCGGGUCUUGCAGAUUACUUCAGUGCCAUCUGGACUACGCCGUACCGGUCGCUCGUUCCUUGCGGCGUGUACCAAGCUUCUCCUGGGCAGUGGGAGGUGUUUGAGCCCCCGCUGAUGGACGUUCAGGACCACCAAACAGAGGUGCUGUACGACAUAGUGGACCACACCGACAAGUGGUUUCCCCAAAUUGGACUGAAGCAGGAUCGCUUUGUGCGGUUGCAACCGCUGUCCCCUGAAUCCGUUAUUCUCAUCGACGACGAGCGAGAGAAUCUUCAGAGCCCGCUUGGCAAGCAGGCGCUGCGCUACUGCAAAGUGGCCCGGUACGACGAGGUCUACAGAAAUUGUGGUCCGCUGAACCAGCUUGGAGGAAUCGGUGCGCACAGCGAGGAAGACUUCGAAACCCUGAAGGCCUUCAUCGCAGAGCCCUGGGCCUUCCAGGAGCCGAGCUUUGAAAAAGAGCAAGGUGAGGAGGGGGCCGUCGCUGAACGUCUCGAUGCUUCGCGAAUGUCAAGCAGAUCGGAGGAGCUGCGGAAGUUGCCUCGCUCCCGGCUGUCACGCUCAAAUUCUUCGCCCUCGUUGCGAGAUGCCCCGCGGCUGCCCGGAAUGUCCCGCAGCCAGAGCUUCUGCUCUUCGCCACGCCUGGACAUUGCUGAUCCGGCUCCCCAGUUGUUCUGGUUGCUCCACGGUUAUGGACUUCCGACUAACGGCAGAGGUUCAAGAGUUCUACAAUGCAGUCAAGGUUCAAGAGUUCUACAAUGUAAAGGGCCGGGCCUUCGGCCCCGGCCACGGCACAGUUCAAUUGCGAUGUGCUUCUGCUUGGACCGUGGUACGCUCUCGCGAGCCACUGCUCCAGAGGAUACGUGCAGAGCCGAGCUUCGGCAGAAGCGCUUGUUGCAGCCAGGUGGAAGGCGACACGACCUUGCUGUACGAGCACUGCGCACUGUGCUUCGGCAUUGGGCGACUACCGGGAAGGUGCCAAACAGGCAAUGCUGUGUUCGCCUCGCUGGUGUGGUGACGGCGACACGGCCACGGCUUUCGCGAGCACCGCAGGAGGCUUUUUCUCCUUCUAUACCUGGCCUGCGCCUGGCCCUCGAGAAGGCACUGAGAGUGGAAGCACAGAUCAAUCGGUUGCUGCACAAAGCCGUCCGCCAGCAAGACCUCGAAGGUGCUAGACAGGCACUGGAUCUUGGAGCAGAGGUGACCGGCAGGGAUGCACAUGGCUGGACACCACUCCACGUCGCUGCAAGCAAAGGUGCAGUGGACAUUUGCGACUUACUGCUCGCGUCCGGUGCAAAGGUGACAGAUGUUUGCUGUCUUUCGGUGUGGCCGGGUCGAAGCUUCACUCCCAUCGACAUCGUCGAUGCCUCGCAGAUCUACUCUUUCAGAGAAGCUCUGUUUCACGGCCGACCUGCGCCCAAGCGGCAGCAGGUCCUCAGCCUGCUCCUGGCUGCCAGGGAUCUCGAGGCAUUCGAGGCCUAA